AUGUCUUUCUCCAACACAGAUACCGGCGACAAGCCCGCAGACCCCUACAAGGCCGCCAAUGCAGACACUGAUGUCUCGGUCGAGAAGAAGAUCACGGACCUCAGUGAUUUCAUCACUGCCAGCAAGUUUGGAAUGAUGACCACACGCGAUGCCAGUUCAGGCAAGCUUGUUUCUCGAUGCAUGGCGGUUGCUGCUAAGGAGUCUGGCGGAAUUGACCUCCUCUUCCACACAAACACUGAAUCCAACAAGACGGACGAGCUCCAGGACGACUCUCACGUCAAUAUUGCUUUUUUGAACGCUUCAGGAGAGUGGGCCUCCAUCUCAGGAACGGCAACUGUUCAGACAGACCGGGAGCUGGUCAAGAAGCACUACAGCCCGAUUCUGAAGACGUGGUUGGGAGACCUCGGGGAUGGCAAGCAUGACGGAAGCGAGAACGAUCCUCGCAUCGGUGUGAUCCGCGUGAAGACGGUCACCGCAACAUAUGCUAUUGUCGCGAAGAAUCUCGUCAGCCGGGUGGUGGAAAUUGCGCAGGGUGCUGUGACGGGCAAGCCUGCUGCCGUGAACAACUUGAGAGAAAUUUCCGAGGCCGAAGUCACUCAAUGGAGGGGUUUGCAUUAG
This is a messenger RNA of Diaporthe amygdali, 618 nucleotides long. RefSeq lists its product as uncharacterized. The transcript has a single exon. Lineage: Eukaryota; Fungi; Ascomycota; Sordariomycetes; Diaporthales; Diaporthaceae. The record is from RefSeq and is a predicted model, not a curated record. Bases 1 to 618 code for a protein of 205 amino acids.